Molecule: messenger RNA, 2670 nt
Organism: Rosa chinensis
Lineage: Eukaryota; Viridiplantae; Streptophyta; Magnoliopsida; Rosales; Rosaceae
Product: CLP protease regulatory subunit CLPX3, mitochondrial
Exons: 15
Coding region: 452-2476 (674 amino acids)
Biological process (GO): protein catabolic process; proteolysis; protein folding
Cellular component (GO): mitochondrial matrix
Molecular function (GO): ATP-dependent protein folding chaperone; ATP hydrolysis activity; ATP binding
Source: RefSeq, a predicted model, not a curated record
AGAGUUGAUCCAAAAAUAAAUAAAAGGCGGACAUGGCUGGAUGUUGCGGCAAUGGUGGGGUGGUGCGGCUGCCGAAGAAGAGGGAUGGAUUGUUAGGUACUAGGUGAACGAAUACGUCAAGUACAUGUCAAGUUAUUAACAAGGCGAACGCAGUCAAAGUGUCAAAGUUAGCAAAAAUAAGACUGGACGGAAAAGGAAAGAGAAGAGUGUGUGGAUUGUGGAUUUUGGAUUUGGAAGUAUUUCAGUUUUUGUUCCUAUAAACACUCCCCACUUUAUCUUUCCUUUCUGGAUUGCUUGCUAUGCUCCUCCCCAUCUCUUCCUACAAAUUUUUGUCACAGUUUGAUUAUUAUAAUAGCAUAGCAUUGGAGAUCCCGAUCGCAAUCUCAAUCUCUUCUCAACCCCUCUCUCUCUGUAUUGCAUUAAAAUUGAAAUUUCGUGAUUUGUUUUUAUAAUGUCUGGCAUGUUGAGAUGGCAGAAACUAAAGCAUAUAGCACAGCUCCACCAGCGGUUCACUCAAGUAUCCGCAAUCUCCACGCACCUGCACCACUUCAAUAUCACUAGCCAUCAUCGCCGAAGAGAGUCUCUCAUCGGAGUGCAGGCGCGCUACAAGUGGGAUCACGGCGGCUCGGGCUCCGGCGAUGCCCGCACCACCCGUAAAAUCAGGGCAGAGGCCAACUGCCCGCGCUGCUCCUUCAACCGUAUGGACCUCAUCUUCUCCGAUCGCCGCUUACCUAACUUAUCCCCUCCUCCUCCGCCGGCGGAGGAGGCCGGGAGGAAUGGCUCUGGGCUUCAGUAUCAGGCCCUCAAUCUCUGCCCCAAUUGCAAGACCGCCUACUACUUCCGACCUCACCAGGUUGCUCCCCUCCAAGGCACUUUCGUGGAGAUUGGGAGGCUCACCAACACUAACACAACCUCUUCCAAUCGCAACGCCACCAAAAUCAAAACCAAUGGUUCCAAUCCCAAUACCACAAACGACGAUACUAAUGGCCUGAGGGCAUCCUUCUGGGACACUCUGAGAUCAUAUGCCAAUGCUAAUGGGGCGUCGGAGCCACCUGGCAAUUGGCCUCAGCCUCCCCCUGGCAACGGACUUGCUGUGCAUACGCCCCCGGGCCCCCCUUUUGCACCUGGAGUUAAUGUCAUUCGCGCUACUGGAGAUGCAGAUGCAGAUGCUGGAGACAAGAAGACUGCCUGGGGCGGCUCCAAUUUGGGGAAGGAUUUGCCCACUCCUAAGGAGAUCUGCCAGGGUCUUGAUAAGUUCGUUAUUGGGCAACAAAGAGCCAAAAAGGUGCUUUCUGUUGCUGUUUAUAACCACUACAAACGAAUUUAUCAUGCCUCCUUGCACAAAGGGUCAGCAGCAGAAUCAGGAAAACCAAACACAAUAGAUAAAGAAGAUAGUGUAGAGCUAGAAAAGAGCAAUGUGCUCUUGAUGGGCCCAACUGGAUCUGGGAAGACGUUGCUUGCAAAAACACUAGCUCGAUUUGUGAAUGUGCCAUUUGUCAUUACUGAUGCAACGAAUUUAACACAGGCUGGUUAUGUUGGGGAAGAUGUCGAAUCAAUAUUGCAAAAACUAUUGGCGGCAGCUGACUUCAAUGUACAAGCAGCUCAACAAGGGAUUGUUUACAUUGAUGAAGUUGACAAGAUAACUAAGAAGGCUGAGAGUUUAAACAUUAGCAGAGAUGUUUCUGGAGAGGGUGUUCAGCAGGCUUUACUGAAAAUGCUCGAAGGAACUAUAGUGAACGUUCCUGAGAAGGGUGCGAGGAAGCAUCCACGGGGUGAUAACAUACAGAUAGAUACGAAAGAUAUCCUUUUUAUUUGUGGUGGAGCAUUUGUAGAUCUUGAAAAAACCAUUUCAGAGAGACGACAAGAUUCUUCUAUUGGCUUUGGUGCUCCUGUCCGUGCCAACAUGAGAGCUGGUGGUGUAACCAACGCAAUACUGACAUCAUCUUUACUUGAAUUGGUUGAAAGUGCUGAUCUCAUUGCAUAUGGACUCAUACCCGAGUUUAUUGGACGUUUUGCAAUAUUAGUUAGUUUAUCUGCUUUAACUGAAGACCAACUUGUUCAGGUACUGACGGAACCAAAAAAUGCCCUUGGUAAGCAGUACAAGAAACUAUUUAGCAUGAACAAUGUGAAGCUGCAUUUCACGGACAAAGCACUAAGACUCAUGGCAAAGAAAGCGAUGGCUAAGAAUACCGGUGCCAGGGGAUUAAGAUCGAUAUUGGAAAGUAUUCUAACCGAAGCCAUGUAUGAGAUUCCGGAUGUUAAAACAGGAGAAGAUAGAGUAGAUGCUGUAGUGGUUGAUGAGGAGUCUGUGGAUUCAGGAAAUGCCCCUGGAUGUGGAGGGAAGAUUAUUCGAGGGGACGGUGCAUUGGAAAGAUACCUUCGUGAAAUAAAGUUGAAAGAAUCAGUGGAGUAUGUCGAGGUAGCUGAACGGGAGUCGGAGGGAGAAUCAGAACAUUCCAGGGCUAUGAGCAUGUAACUAUAAUACCAUCAUAGUUGUUAUAAUAUGUAAAAUUUCUUUAUUGUUAUUUGUAAAAUUAACAUUCAUAAUCUGGUGUAAAUACCCUAUUAUAGAAUGAUGUAGCUUCUGAUUCAAAUUAACCAGAAAAGAAGAAAGAAAGAGAGCAAAAAAUGUAGCAUGUCUGAUUUAUUUAAAUCUUUGCAAUUGAGGUU